CUUAUCCGUUUUCGUCGCUCGACUGAAACAAGAAUCGAUUUCAUCAUGUCUGGAAGAGGCAAAGGUGGUAAAGGACUCGGAAAAGGAGGCGCUAAGCGUCACCGUAAAGUGCUUCGCGAUAAUAUCCAGGGAAUCACCAAACCUGCCAUUCGUCGUCUAGCUCGCCGUGGCGGAGUCAAGCGCAUCUCCGGUCUGAUCUACGAGGAGACUCGCGGUGUGCUGAAGGUGUUCCUGGAGAACGUGAUCCGCGACGCCGUCACCUACACCGAGCACGCCAAGAGAAAGACCGUCACCGCCAUGGACGUUGUGUACGCGCUCAAACGACAGGGACGCACCUUGUACGGCUUCGGAGGAUAAACCGCUUUCAGAUCAGAAAACAAACCCAACGGCUCUUUUAAGAGCCACCCACACUUUCACUUGAAGAGACAAAAGUUUAAUUCUUGUUGGUGCUGUUCGUGAAAACUAAUACGAUGUCUGUCUAUGAACAUUAUAGUUCCGAGUCAUUUAAUUAGAAUAUCAUCAAAAACAUCGGUUCAGUAAUUCCAUUAAAAAAGUGAAACUUGAACAUUAUAUUCAUGCACACACUCCAAUAAAGAGACUUGAGUUUUAUGUUGUC
Molecule: messenger RNA, 616 nt
Organism: Carassius auratus (goldfish)
Lineage: Eukaryota; Metazoa; Chordata; Actinopteri; Cypriniformes; Cyprinidae
Product: histone H4
Exons: 1
Coding region: 46-357 (103 amino acids)
Cellular component (GO): nucleosome
Molecular function (GO): structural constituent of chromatin; protein heterodimerization activity; DNA binding
Source: RefSeq, a predicted model, not a curated record